This is a messenger RNA of Drosophila biarmipes, 2366 nucleotides long. RefSeq names its product accessory gland protein Acp36DE (gene Acp36DE). The record is from RefSeq and is a predicted model, not a curated record. The coding region runs from base 29 to 2170 and encodes 713 amino acids. The transcript has a single exon. Lineage: Eukaryota; Metazoa; Arthropoda; Insecta; Diptera; Drosophilidae.
CGCUUUCUUGAAAGAACCCAGCUUCAAGAUGUGGAUCUUGGCGUAUCAACAGGUGGCUGCACUAUUCCUCCUUGGAUCCCUGGUGCCCAGCGAAUCCUUUUUCUGCCCGAAUUGCCUCCAGCAAAAAUAUUUGAGCUUACGCCAACGGCUCAAGGACGCUGGACAGCCAAGUCAAAUAGUUCAGCCUGUGUUGGUCCAAAAUACCCAACCCCUUUUUGUCCUUAAGCCAAUGGUUUCGGACCAAAUCUCAACUUCACAAUUGGACCAUCAAAUUAACUCACAGGUUAAUUUAGAUUUAUCCCGACUGAGCGAAUCACUCAAAAAUAAUGGUCGUAUAGUCCUUCUACCUCCUGGUUUAAAACACUUGCCGAAAGUGACAACGACACAAACGCAGGAGAAACUGCAACUGCUGCAGCAACGGCAACAAAUAGAUCUUCAGCUGAAACUCAUUCGAAAGAUGCAAAAGAAUUUGUUAAAAGUCGAAGACGCGUCCCAGUCACAGACUCAAUCGCAGAAUCAGACAGGAUCAGGAUCACAAUCUCAGACGCAGACGCAGACCCAGAAGCAGGCCCAAUCUAGGCAACAAAUAAGGGUGCUGCAAUGGCAACUGAAAAAAGUAGAGUCCCAGUUAAGGGUCCUGCGAAAGUUGCUGCAGCAAAAGUUGGAGACAACAACUGACUCCACGUCGACUUCGCAUUCAGAGUCACAAACUAAGCAACUACUGCUGCAGUGGCAAAUUCUUCGAAACUUGCAAAUUAUUCGACGCUUGCAGGAGAAACUGUCAGCGGAUCAGAAAGGAAACCUGGUGAUUUUACCUAUAUUUCCUUUUCCACCAUCACCGGGUCCUGUCCAGCCGCCUUCAGCACCUCCUGAUCAGAAUACAAUUGAGCGAAUACAAUUGGAGAAGGAGCUAAAGAUAUUGCGAGAGUUGAGGGAUAAACAGAAGAGGGAAGAAGAGGAAGCGGCGAUUAUACGGAAAAACCAAAUACAUAUUAGAAACAAGCAGAUUGAAGAACUGUGGCAAUUGCACCUGCGGAAGCAACAAGAGGAACAUGAGGAGAUCAAAAAACAACUUCUUGAGCAACAUUUCCGAGUACAACAACUGUUGUUUAAUGGUAUAAAAUUGCAGGAAAUUCAAAAGUUGUCGGAAGAGCAAGCCAAGCAGCGUUUGAUCGAUCUUAAAAAUUGGCAGUUGAAGUUAGAAUCUGAUAGCUCAAGCUUGGAAAAGAAUUCAAGCUCAACUGUGACUACAAACACAACGCAAACCCAUGUCUCCUCAAAAAAUAGUUCAAGCAUACUUAUUGAGGGCACUGAAUCUACGCGUCAUGAAGUUACGAAAGAGUCCGAAUCGAAGACAAGCGAAUUGGGGCAGCUUGGUAGCUCAUCCUCAAACAAUGUUGAGGGUUUGGAAUCUGUAAAUUCGAAUCUUCAAGAAGGGCAGAGGCAAAGCCAAUUGGAGCAGUUCCAGGGUCAAAUCAUACAAGGUUCUGGAUCUCAGAAUGCCAAUCUUCAAAAGCAGUUGCAGCUUAUAAACUCACAGGGUUCUGGAUCUCAAAGUGCCAUUCUUCAAAAGCAGUUGCAGCUUAUAAACUCACAAGGUUCUGGAUCUCAGAAUGCCAAUCUUCAAAAGCAGUUGCAGCUUAUAAACUCUCAAGGUUCUGGAUCUCAAAGUACCAAUCUUCAAAAGCAGUUGCAGCUUAUAAAGUCUCAAGGUUCUGGGUCAAACAGUGUCAAUCUUCAAAAGCAGUUGCAGCUCAUAAACUCUCAAGGUUCUGGAUCUCAAAGUACCAAUCUUCAAAAGCAGUUGCAGCUUAUAAACGCACAAGGUUCUGGAUCACAAAGUGCCAAUCUUCAGCAGCUUCAGUUACAAAAAAUUAACUUAGGCUCACAGUCCAGUUCAAACCAAAUCGCCCAAAGUCAGUUGCAGAAUCUACAGAAUGGGGCCGCACUGGAUGGAUCUCAGCAGCUGCAGGCGCAGGACGUGCUACUAGGUAAUGGCCAGAGCUCUGGCUUAGUGGAGCAUUCCAAGGUAUCGCAGGCACAGUCCCAGUCCCACUCAUCGUCUUCUUCAUCAUCGUCGCAUUUGGAGUCCCAGGGCCAAUUGCAAUCGGUCAAACAUGACGAGCACUUCGUUCCAUCCGACCACGAUCUAUUGACGGUUUUAUUAUAAAGUGACCACAGAACUACAACAUUGUAAUCACACAUUCACUUCAACUCUUCCCAAGCGUUGACCAAAAUGUCAAAAUUAGAUUUUUAUCAAUUAGCAAUUAAAACAAAAGUGUUCUAAAUUUCACAUUAUUUUAGUUGUAAUUCAUAAAGAUGUUUAUUUUAACAGAAACUGUGAAUAAAAGUGAAUAUUGUAAAAA